UCUCAGUUCCUGUCUGGUUCUGAUUGUGAAUGAAUCCCUGCUGCUGUAUCUCCUGUAAAUAAAGACAGGAACUCCGUUUCAUCCUCGGUGAUGUAUUUGCAUCUCUUCCUGGUUGGACUGUCGCUGUUAUUCUCAGGAGUUUCUUCCACAGAUGCUCAAUCUAAUCAAGUCGAUGCUUUUGCUGAUGAAGACGUCAUCCUUCCCUGCACCUUCAACAUCCCAGCUAAUGAAGACAUUCCCACGGUGGAGUGGUCCAAAGUGGUGGAAAGGGUCCAAGCCAGUAAUCGUCUUCUUGUACCGCGACGGCUGCGAGACCUUCGGGAUGAAGGAUCCAGACUUCGAGUACCGGACGAACCUCAUCUUGAAACGGCUGCAAAACGGGAACUACUCACUGAGAAUCUCCAAACUGAAGCUGUCCGACUCCGGAACGUACCAAUGUUUGGUCAUCCAAAAGAACGGAACCAAAGAACAAACACGAGUGGAGCUGGUGGUUGAUUCGUGGUCUGAGCCGAAGCUUUCUGUGGUUUCUACCGACGGCGGAGAAGUGACCGUUGAGUGCAAAGCCCUCUGCUGGAGGCCAGCGCCGCUUAUGACGAUCCUGGACAAUGAAGGAAACAGAUUGACUGAAGAACCGGCGAAACAAGAAGAAGAUCCCAGAGGAUGUUACAACACAAAGCAAAAUGUCACCCUGCUAAAAGCAGUAAGCAGGGUUUUGUGCAGAGUCCAGCAGACAGAGAGGAAUCAAAGCAAGGUGGCAGAAAUACUCCUUCCAGGUCUCUGGAAGGAAUCCCACACUACAGUCAUUUCAAUCUCAGUAGCAACAACAGUGAUAUUGUGCCUGACGGGUUUUAUUUUGUAUUGGUAUUUCUGCAAGAAACGCUCCAGUUCUGAGAGAGGGACGAAACUACAGAUGACCAUCAACUCGGACCAAAUCAAAGAAAGUGACUCUCCUGACCCCUUAAUCCAGCAAAGCAUAACGGACAACAAACUAAACAGCAUGAAUGAACAAAAAGAAACAAACGAUCCUAACCUGAAAUUCUUAAACAAGUCAAGUUACUGGAAAACCUAA
Messenger RNA from Poeciliopsis prolifica (blackstripe livebearer), 1069 nucleotides. RefSeq names its product butyrophilin subfamily 1 member A1-like. Bases 152 to 1069 code for a protein of 305 amino acids. The transcript is spliced from 6 exons. NCBI's taxonomy places the organism in Eukaryota, Metazoa, Chordata, Actinopteri, Cyprinodontiformes, Poeciliidae. The record is from RefSeq and is a predicted model, not a curated record.